Oikopleura dioica is the source of this 1149-nucleotide messenger RNA. Lineage: Eukaryota; Metazoa; Chordata; Appendicularia; Copelata; Oikopleuridae. The record is from the annotation of a GenBank genome assembly.
AUGUCAGUGAGCUUCGAUUUGAAAGGUUCCGCAUGGGCCGCCCAGAUGCAGCAAGACUGCCCAAACGAAGCCGCAGAAUACUGGUCAAAGCUUGAGUUGUAUUCCAAGAAGAAAUUGUGGCAUCAGAUGAGCCAGACGAUCUUGGAGUUUAUGGAGAAGCCGUUCUUUACUUGCUCCGCUUUGAAUUUCUAUGAGCAGUUUGUUUCCGAAUAUGAAUCAAAGAUGAAAAAGCUCUCCCUCGUCGAAGUCAUCCAGCGCGCCGUCGCGAAUAUUUCCGAACUUGAAGAUGCUGAAAAAUUCCUCGAAAAGGCUGGAUCCAAAGUUUCUGCCUGCCAGAUGAGCACGAUUUUGAUCAAAGUUAUUUUGGGCGCAACUAUUUUGCGAAUCAAUGAUGACAGAAAAAAGGUCAAGGAAAUUAUCGAAGAAGUCGAGAAAGAAAUCGAUGGUCUUGGAAUUGUCCCUCAGGUUCACAGUCGAUUCUACGAGCUCGCUUCCAAACUUUAUCAAAUUGAAGCCAACCACGGACUUUACUACAAAAACUCGCUCAAAUACCUUGGAGUCGCAGAUGUGAAAUCACUUUCGGCUGAAGAAAAACAGGAAAAAGCCUUUUCUAUUGGCAUUUCCGCCCUUUUAGCUUCAGAUGUGUACAACACGGGCGAACUUCUUCAGCACGAUAUCCUUGCCUCUCUUCAAAACACUCCAAACUCAUGGCUCGUUGAUCUCCUUCAAGCGUUCAAUUCUGGCGAUAUUAAUUUGUUCCAGUCCACUGCCUCCCAGUGGCAAACACAAGCUGAUCUCAAGGCGGCUAGUCAAAAACUCUACGAAAAAAUGUGUCUCAUGUGCUUGAUGGAAAUGACUUUUGUCCGACCUGCAAACGACCGUGCCCUUUCCUUCGCUGAAAUCGCUGAGAAAACAAAUCUUGCCAAGUCUGAUGUAGAAAGUCUCAUCAUCCGCGCGUUAUCGCUCAAUCUUGUCAAAGGAACCAUCGAUGAGGUGGACGAAAAAGUGCAUAUGACCUGGGUGCAACCUAGAGUACUCUCCGUUGAUCAGAUCGACAGAAUGCGCCACAGAAUCAGCGACUGGGUCAAGGAAGUCGCCGAAACAGAGAAAAUGAUGGAAGAAAAGGCUCGCCCCAUCCUCUCGCACUAA